This is a messenger RNA of Penicillium arizonense, 1110 nucleotides long. RefSeq names its product pirin family protein. The record is from RefSeq and is a predicted model, not a curated record. The transcript has a single exon. The coding region runs from base 1 to 1110 and encodes 369 amino acids. NCBI's taxonomy places the organism in Eukaryota, Fungi, Ascomycota, Eurotiomycetes, Eurotiales, Aspergillaceae.
AUGAAACUCCUUCUGCCUCUUCUAAUUUGCAUCACAGCAGUCUUCUUUGCUUAUAACCCAUCUAUCAAAGACUCUCUUGUCACAUUGAUCGACAGAAAAUUUCCUAUCCUACAGCUUCUUGCAAAGACAGAAGCUAUUGUUCCUCAGAUAACCGCUCUCAACCUGGAACAACCCGCUCCCAUAGUCCUUCCCGUCACAGACAUGGCUGUUCCUCGCGCAAUUCGCCAAGUUUUCCUUGCCAUUGAGCAAGCAGAGGGUGCAGGAGCUCGUGUGCGCCGCUCUAUUGGUACUGCCAAGCUCCGCAAUUUCAGUCCGUUCCUCAUGCUCGACCACUUCACUAUCGGCAAGGGUGCUGGUUUCCCAGACCACCCCCACCGUGGCCAGGAAACCAUCACCUACCUGUUGUCCGGUGGCGUGGACCAUGAAGACUUUGCUGGCAACCAGGGUACUAUUGGACCCGGUGACCUACAAUUCAUGACUGCUGGUCGCGGCAUCAUGCAUGCCGAGAUGCCCCACGAGAAUGAGGAUGGCAGUCCCAACGUCGGUAUGCAGUUGUGGGUUGACCUGCCCCAGAAGCUGAAGAUGUGCGAGCCCCGCUACCGUGAUCUACGAGCCAGUGAGAUCCCCAUCGCCAAGCCUGACGAUGACCGGGUCACAGUCAAGGUCAUCUCUGGUCAGUCACACGGCGUUGACUCUGUGCGCGAUUUGGCCUACACCCCCGUCUGGAUCUUGGAUAUCUCUAUCAAGCCCGGUGGCAAAAUUUCGCAGCCUCUGCCACAGGGCUGGAAUGCGUUCGCCUACACCUUGGCCGGCGAGACUAUCUUUGGCUCAAGCGACUCAACUCGCGUUGUGAAGGAAUUUCACACUGUCCAAUUCGACCAGACUGGUGACUUUGUCGAGCUCUCAGUCCCAGACAAUGCGGACUCGGAAUCUCGCAUCUUCCUUGUGGCUGGCCAGCCGCUAGACCAGAAGGUCGUUCAGUAUGGGCCGUUCGUGCUCAACACCCAGGAGGAAGUCUACCAGGCCAUGCUCGACUACCAGACUGCGUCUAACGGGUUCGAGAGGACACGGGGCUGGCAAAGUGAGAUUGGAAAGAGGAUGGCAUUCUAA